Molecule: messenger RNA, 3162 nt
Organism: Ylistrum balloti
Lineage: Eukaryota; Metazoa; Mollusca; Bivalvia; Pectinida; Pectinidae
Product: potassium/sodium hyperpolarization-activated cyclic nucleotide-gated channel 3-like
Exons: 10
Coding region: 1-3162 (1053 amino acids)
Biological process (GO): transmembrane transport; monoatomic ion transport
Cellular component (GO): membrane
Molecular function (GO): monoatomic ion channel activity
Source: RefSeq, a predicted model, not a curated record
AUGGAUUUGUCACACAAAAUGGACUACCUGGAAGCAUGGAUGGCCAAUGUUGAUGGUACGGUCCCAUGUGAUGAUGAGAACGUACAGGUGCCACCAGCACAUACCAGCAGAAUGGCCAACAUUCGGAACCCCUCUUCCCAGCCUCUGAUCGAUAUAUCGGAGCAUGAUCGCCCGGUAUCUUAUUCGUCAGACGAAGAAUCGUCCAGUAAUCAGAACUCACCUUACCGCCGAGCUCCCGAGCCUACGCGCAAUACUCCUCCCGCCCUGCAUCGAUCUAAAGGAGGUAGUGAAGCUACCAGCAGCGUGACAGAGAGCGAGGCCAGUACCUUACAACAGGUACACCUUUCUCCAAAGAUAACCCGAUCGGACUCUGUAAAGUUUUCCAAAUCAGCCAAUGGAAAUGCCGGACGUAAGAGCUCGCAUCCAAUCGGCAGUUCCCAAACACCUCCAAAGCCGUCCAAACGAGUGCCAAGUUUGAAGCUCAAACGUAUGAACCUCGGUGUGAACUCAGAUAAGGCCGACGGAACUAUGCCGUGUCUACCAAAGUGUACGAAUCGUCCCACAAAUCCUUCCAUUACUAUAACGAUAGAGUCUGACGAGGAAUCUGUAUACAGCGACUAUCUCAGCCCAGACAUGAACUACAACAAUGAUAUUAAAGUUCAUUUUGUAGGGGACGAAACGUCCCUGUACGGAACACCAAAGGAAGAGCUCUUACCUGGAUCAGGGGAGACCUCAUCUACAGACCAAAAGACUAGUCCAACAAGCUACUUGAAAGAACAAUUCAUUUCUUUUUUCCAACCCUCGGAUAAUAAAUUAGCCAUGAAAUUGUUUGGAAAUAGGAAUUCUUUAAUGAGGGAGAAGAUGCGACACAAACGAGUAGGAAAUUGGGUUAUACAUCCGUGCAGCAAUUUUAGAUUUUAUUGGGAUCUAUUUAUGUUAGUUCUUCUCAUCGCCAAUCUCAUCAUACUUCCGGUUGCCAUAUCGUUUUUCAACGACGAUUUGAGCACUCACUGGAUCGUGUUCAAUUGUAUAUCUGAUACAGUCUUCUUUCUAGAUAUCGUUAUCAAUUUUAGAACGGGUGUGAUAUUAAAUGACUUCGCCGAUGAAAUCAUAUUAGAUCCAAAAUUAAUUGCAAGACAUUACGUCAAAUCCUGGUUUUUCCUUGAUUUGAUAAGUUCCAUUCCAAUGGACUAUAUUUUUCUUAUGUGGGAUGCAGAGGCAGACUUCAACCAGCUUUUCCACGCAGGUACGACUGCUUCAAUGGGCCCAUCGCCAUACUGGCAAGGGAGAGCACUCCGAAUGCUGCGUCUGGCUAAGUUGCUAAGUCUACUUCGACUUCUCCGGCUUUCCCGCCUCGUGCGCUAUGUUCAGCAAUGGGAGGAGUUUUUAGCAUUUGCAGGGAAGUUCAUGCGGAUUUUUAACUUGCUUUGCCUAAUGUUUCUUCUGGGACAUUGGAAUGGCUGUCUCCAAUUCCUUAUACCAAUGCUGCAGGACUAUCCUGACGAUUGCUGGGUAUCUAUAGAGGGGCUGAAGGAAGCUCAUUGGGCGGAGCAAUACACAUGGGCUUUAUUUAAAGCUCUUUCCCACAUGCUAUGCAUUGGGUAUGGCCGGUUUCCACCCCAAAACAUGACGGACACUUGGUUGACAAUACUGAGUAUGCUUAGUGGGGCUACAUGCUAUGCACUAUUCCUCGGUCAUACCACCACCAUCAUUCAGUCCUUCGACACAUCGAGACGACUCUACAAUGAAAAGUUCAAACAAGUAGAGGAGUACAUGAUAUACCGGAAGUUACCCAGGCGCUUGCGCCAGAAGAUAUCCGAGUACUACGAACACAGAUACCAGGGGAAGAUGUUUGACGAAGAGAAUAUACUUUGUGAACUGAACGAAUGUCUCAGACAGGAUAUCAUUAACCACAAUUGCAGAGCACUGGUGAAAUCUGUGCCGUUCUUUGCUAAUGCCGACCCCCAAUUUGUGUCUGAAGUGAUAAGUAAAUUGAUCUUUGAGGUUUAUCAGCCGGGUGAUUACAUUAUACGUGAAGGGACAAUGGGGACCAAAAUGUACUUUAUAUCCGAGGGGAUCGUGGACAUUAUCACAAUUGACAAUGAAGUUGCAACAUCCCUGUCGGAUGGGUCGUACUUCGGUGAAAUAUGCCUGCUGACCAACGCUAAAAGAGUAGCCAGUGUGAGAGCAGAGACAUACGUCAGUGUGUAUUCAUUAUGUGUAAAUCACUUCAACAUAGUGCUAGAACGUUACCCGGUCAUGCGUAGAACUAUGGAAAGUGUUGCCGCAGAACGCUUGACAAAGAUUGGUAAAAAUCCUAGUUUGGUAAGCAGUAGAGCCGACCUAGAGGAGGACCAGAAACUCGUGAAUGAGAUUGUAAUGGAGUCUACUCCUGUCGUAACCAGUGCUAGUGAAGAUGAAGAUAAGGACUCAGACGAUAGUUCAGAGAGUUCAAAAAGCUCUAGAAAAAAGAGGAAAUUUAAAUUUGAUUUCACGGGGAAACUUCAUCGUAUCACAGAGGAAAGAAAAUCGAAAUCGAAAGAGAGUCUAAGAGAUUUAGAUAUACCUAACGGGAAAGUCAGUAGAAUGAAGAAGGCGCCCUCUGGUCCGAAUUUGUUUGGACUUAAAGUUCCUCAUUUUCCCGAAAGGCGGCGUUCAGGUAGUGUUGGUGCUGAUUUAAAUAGAAUGCAACAGUCCUCUUGUUCAGAUGAAUCGCGCAGAGACUCAGAUCCUGAAGACUUAAAAGAGGGCAAUAGGAGGUCCAGUUUCCUGGGUACAAAAUUGUUCAAACCAUCAGAACAAAAACACAAAAUUAAGAAACCUAGAGACAAACGAAAGUCAACAGAUGAUUCGCCGCCAUCAGAUGGCAAAGGCGCGAUGAAAUUUCUGAAAAUACCUGACCCCAAGGAAACAAAAGAACAAAAACAAAAAACUAAGGAAGAAAUGGCGUUUCAUCGAAGAAGUAUGGGCGACGGAGAGGAAUCAACAGAAAAACUCCCAAAAACGUCUUGUAUGGCACAACCAAAGGAGCCAGUGAUUUCUGAAAAAUCCCCAACUCGUCCUACAGAACUUGAUCCGACGACCAAGGCGAAUGAGCCUAGUAAACAAAGCGUUCCUACUGUCAAGGUAGACAGCACCAAGCCGGAAUCCUCGCGGUUAUAG